Messenger RNA from Vittaforma corneae ATCC 50505, 360 nucleotides. RefSeq lists its product as uncharacterized. Lineage: Eukaryota; Fungi; Microsporidia; Nosematidae. The transcript has a single exon. Gene Ontology annotation, cellular component: TIM22 mitochondrial import inner membrane insertion complex. Gene Ontology annotation, molecular function: transmembrane protein transporter activity. Gene Ontology annotation, biological process: protein insertion into mitochondrial inner membrane. The record is from RefSeq and is a predicted model, not a curated record. The coding region runs from base 1 to 360 and encodes 119 amino acids.
AUGGCCAGUGAUAGCUUCAAGAAAUCGCUUUCCUCAGCACGACCGUACAUAGAAAGACUUGCAGUAGACACUGUAAAGGGAUAUGCAUUUGGCUGUGUCUUUGGAAUGUUUGUGCCUUCCAAUAGGCCACUACUCCAAUCGAUGCACAGAAGUGGAAAAAACUUUGCAAAGAUGAGUGCUGUAUACUCUGCUGUCGAGAUGUCAAUGGAAGCGACUAGGAAGAAAGAUGAUAUUCUGAACAGUGUUGUGGCAGGGGCUGCAGCGGGCGCCAUUGGUUCAAAGAAAGGAGCUGCUCCAGGGUCUGCAAUAUUUGGAAUUUAUUCUGGACUGUCGACGCUAUUUUCAACAAUCCAACGAUAA